Molecule: messenger RNA, 1808 nt
Organism: Lytechinus variegatus (green sea urchin)
Lineage: Eukaryota; Metazoa; Echinodermata; Echinoidea; Temnopleuroida; Toxopneustidae
Product: F-box/LRR-repeat protein 15-like
Exons: 4
Coding region: 233-1447 (404 amino acids)
Molecular function (GO): protein binding
Source: RefSeq, a predicted model, not a curated record
CAUGGGCUUUUCUUGCCACUGAAGACUAAGUUGUAGAUAAAUCUCUGAAUAUUUACUGAAGUGGAUUGCUAAACCUGAAGAUUAUAACAUCUGACAGUAGACUAUCUACAGGGUUUCGAGAUCUAGAGAGCAGCUACAGGCAACUUGACUGUUACUCUUGGUCUGUAAACUGCACUUGAAAUGAAUUAGAAGUCUCAAAGUAUACACCAUGUGAAUUGUUGUAAAAUCUCUGAUGGAAAGCAAGAUGGAUGGUGAUGGAGGGGAAUGGGAAGAAGUGAUCACCCUUCAAAAUGAAGAUAAGGAAACAAACUCAAAGAGAAAACUUGAGGAGCAGGGAGGACAGCAUCGUAGGAAAUCUAGAUCAGAUGUGGUGAAUGGUGAGGGAGAUGACGAAGAUUUUGAACCCGACUGUGAAGUCCUGAACCGACUGUCGUUCAUGUCGAUGACGGCGGAUCUGUCUUUCUUGCCGGAGUGUGAUUGGACCGAGGUCUGCCGAGCAAAAGGAAAGCAGGAGUUGGGAGAGGAUGAUGAAGGCGAUGAUGAUAAUCCAUUGAAUAUUGUGCCAGAUGACGGAUCCACCAUUCUGGAUAUCCUUCCUUGGGAAGAUGUUUUAGUCUCAAGAAUUCUACCCUUCUUGGACCUCAGGGACUUGUUUCAGUUGCGCCAAGUUUCCUGUGGAUUCCGAGACGUGGUUGCAAUAUUCUUUGCCUCCAAUCAUCACCUUGAUCUGUCCGUUGAAGGGCCAGAGUUCACUCCUGAUGCAUUCCGCGUGGUAUCCAGUGAGGCCAAGAACCUCACCACACUCAACGUUGCCAAUUGCAAGAAGUGGAUCACGGACGAUCUAAUCCUACCAGUCAUUGAAGCAAACAGAAACCUUCGGGAUAUCAGCAUCUCUGAAAACUCCAGCCUGUCGACUAACGUGGUGCGAAGGAUAGCCACUCGGUGUCCAGACCUGUGCAGCCUGUCCCUUGCAGAAUGCCAGCAGGUGACAUCCACCUCUGUGGAGUGUGUUGGAAUGAACUGUGACCAGUUGGAACACCUAGACCUCAAGGGAUGCUGGGCAAUGGACGAUGAUACCAUUUCUCUGGUGCUACAGCUUCACCCACAUUUGAAGUGGUUGUCUGUAGCUAGAGCGUAUGGUGUUACCGAUCUCCUAGUAGAUCAGAUCUGUGCGUAUUGUCCAAACAUUGAGUACUUGGAUGUUCAAGGGUGCUGGAGGAUCACUGAUGAUGCAGUUCGCAAAUUAUGGAGCUUGGAGAACUUGAAAACAUUGAAAGUCAAAGACUGUCGACACAUAACUGAGAGAAGUUUAGCAAGGUUCCGUUCCAAGGGGGUUCAUAUCGAUAUCUUACUUCCGGAGGAGAGCGAUCUUGCCAAGUUAGAGCGCCACCUGAGAGCAAGGGAGUUUGCACGAGCUAGAAGUAUGCCACCGAACUUUGCUUUAUGAUGACACCGAUCUACCAGGGCUUGGGUACUUAAGCUUGAAUGUAAAUCUAUUGGAAAGAAUAACAUGUGGUAUGUUUAUAAAUUCAAACUUAUUGGUGACUGUCUUUCUCAAACCCAUGGCAAGUAUGCAGGCCAAAAUGGAUUUUUAGAUUUUUAUGAAGAUUUUUUUUUAUGAUUUAUAACUUGUCAAAAUUCAAGUUUAACAAUAAUCCAAUUCUUUCUCUAAGAAUUUAAUUGAGAGAUUCAAGGCAUAAAGAUUGAAGUUUUGUGUCCACUGACUCAAUCAUGAUAAAUUUAUUUUUAUGUGGAGCGUUGUGGCCCAGUGGAUUAGUCUCCGGACUUUAAAACAGAGGGUCAUGGGU